Pelobates cultripes (western spadefoot toad) is the source of this 24342-nucleotide messenger RNA. NCBI's taxonomy places the organism in Eukaryota, Metazoa, Chordata, Amphibia, Anura, Pelobatidae. The record is from the annotation of a GenBank genome assembly.
UUCCAGUAACAGCGUGCAGUGAGGAGUAGAGCCUGCAGUGUGCUCCAUAGCAGUGUAUGUGGAGAUUCCUGCAAUUAAAUAUUUGUCUAUGAAAUGAUAUAGAAACACAUUUAAUGGAGGGACAGGCCAACCCUGAGACCCUUAUUGUGCUGCACCCUAUUGCAAUAGUUAAAUAUUAUAGCAGAGAUAUAACAUCUAGUCCUGUAGGUGUCUGGAAUGUAUUGCUAAUUCUUCCAAUGUUUCCAUUAUUACAACAAUAUAUACAUACAUAUAUACAGCUGUUGUAGAACUACAAAUCCCAUGAUGCUUUGCCAGGCUUGAGGAUGUCAAGCUGUUCUUUGAAUUGUAGUUCUAUAAAGAUUGGAGUUUACAGGCUCCUUACUGCUAAACAGCUUUACAAAUGUCCUGUAAGUGGGGGGGAGCACUGAUUCAUCACAUGGAGAUACUAGCCACAUGCAGAGUUUGAUUAUUUUCUUUUUUUAAUUUUUUGCCAAGACACAGGUAUAUUUUCUAAAGUGAGAAAUAAAAGUCAAAAAGUCCUCAGAGUUUGUCUGUUUUGACCUUGCACUUGGAAUUCACUUUGAAUUCACACUUUAUUAUACCUGACCUGACGAUGGGUACAAUGUAAUAUUUUUGGAUUAGCUUUUCAAAUAUAAGUUAGAAAAGUUUUCAAAUUUAUCAACAAAAAUUGGAUGGUGACUUCUGCAGUUUAUCCAAAAAUAUUAAAUCAAGGGCUGUGUUAGUCAUACUCAUGUGAACUCAAUUUCCAGUCAUAUUUACAUGUGAUAACAUUUGAGUACUGUACAGGAGAUCUUGUGGAGAAAUUGCAGAUUUGUUUUUCACUUUUACAAGAGUUUGUUUUAACAUAUCAGAACUAGUGCCUUGGAAACAUAGUCAGCGCAAGAUUGUUUUAUUUAAAUUGCUAAAUUGAUGUAGGAUUUUUUGAAAAGUAGCACAUGAAUUCAGUUAAUCAACUAUGCUUUCCUUGCUUUCACCUGUAUAAGUAAGUUAUGGAGAAAAGAUAGUGUUUGUUUUAUUUACAAUGUGUAUAUUCAUUUGUCUCAAUAUGCUAUAAGGAGCCAGUGGUUUUAACUUGACUCAUGGCCCAACAACAAUCCUGGAUUUAUGAUUUUUCCUGUUUUAUUCCAGUGGAGAUACUGACAAAACCUGGUGGGUGUUGAGGACUGGUUUGGGAAGCACUGCUAUAAUCUGUUAGACGUUUUUGUGCAUUCACCAGAUGCACGUCAGAUUUGUUUUUUUUUUAACCAGGACCAUUUAGAGGUACUUAGUAUACCAGUUCAUAUCCAUAGUCAAUGUAGAUAUAAAUCAAUUUAGUGUAUACAUUUUUAUAUUGUGAUUAAAAUUAAAUUCCAGGAUAUGUUGAUGUAUGUAGAUAUAUUUAAGUUAUUUUCUUCUCAAUUUUAGAAUGUCUGAAGGGGAUGUUACAAAAGCUGAAAAUGGCAAGAUGGAAACGUUGACUGGAAACAGAGAUCGAGGUGUUGCUGCCAUUAAACCCAAGUAAUUAUGGCAAAACCUGAUUAAUGUAAUCAAUCCUAGGAUCUAAUUUUUAAAAUGUAAAGCGGUACUGUGGACACCAUAAGAACGUCAUCUUAAUUAAGUUAUGGUGUGAGUAGGUUCUUGGUGCCAGCUUUCCUGAAUGGAGUUAAACCAUUAACAAACAAUUUACCUCCAAAUUCAUCAAGCGGUGCGCAAUAGCUCUGCCUCUGUAUUUCCGCUCUUUGUCCCGAGCUUCAAUCGGAAAACUGCAUGCAGCUAUAUGCUGUUUUAGAAUAGAUAAAGGGACUCUCAAAAUGCUGGAAACAACAUACUGAGAAACAAGUUGUUGCUGUGAUUAAAUCCAUGUACUUUUUCCAGGAGUUGUUAUAUUACUUGUGUGCCAACGAGAAAGCUAAAUAAUGUGAUGCACCUUAAAGGAACAAUCCACAGUAAAAAAAAAAAAAAAUGGUAUUUAGUGGAUCUAUACUCAAUGAAUACAUGCUUCCCUAUAUUUAUGCAUGUAGCUAUUCUUGGUAUAUCUAAAAAGAGUUUGCAAAAGCUGCAGUUCUUAUGACUGCAGCCUUUGCAAGCCCUCCCUGUUUUCCAGUAAAGAGACUUUAAGUCUCUUUACUGGUUAAUAACCAUUGAGAAGCCUGUGCACUUGUGUUACUGCACCCAUGGUCUGGAAGGACACCGGUCUGAGGUUUGGAAAGGAGCAAUUGGGGAGAAGGCAGGCGCACUUAAAGGGAAACUUUAGUGCCAGUAAUACAAACGCAUUUUCCUGGCACUAUAGCUUCCCCUUCUGUCAAAGCCCACCCCCAUGGUGCAGAAGGAGUUAAUAACCCCUUCUGUCACUUACCUGGGUCCAGCGCCAAUGUCCCUCGGCGCUGGCUCAGCUCUGCUCACGAUCCUCCCCUGCCGGCGCGGGAGAUCUAAUGCGCAUGCGCGGCAAUGGCUGCGCUCGUAUUAGGAUCUCCCCAUAGGAAUGCAUUAUUCAAUGCUUUCUUAUGGGGAUACUGGCGACGCUGGAAGUCUUCAAGCACAGCGUGAGGACAUUCAGCGUCGUUUAGACCAGUGUUCCCCCAACCCAGUCCUCCUGGACCACCAACAGUCCAGGAUUUAUGUAUUUCCCUGUUUUAUUCAAAUUGAGAGAAUGACAAAACCUGGACUGUUGGUGGUCCAUGACGACUGGUCGUUUAAGCACCCUGAAGUUCCUCUAGUAGCUGUCUGGUAGACAGCCAGUAGAGGAGGAGUUAACCCUAGCAGGUAAUUAUUGCAGUUUAUAAAAACUGCAAUAUUUACAUGCUCAGGAUUAAGGGUGAUGGGAGUUGGCACCCAGACCACUUCACUGAGCUGAAGUGGUGUGGAUGCCUACAGUGCCCCUUUAAGUAGCGACACUUCUGUUAUCUCAUGGGAGCUAAUGGAGGGGGAAUGGUAAAAAUACAGAUUUUACAAAGAAAUAGUCACUUUUAUAAACUUACUUUUAAAUGGGUUACUCCAUAGACCUAAACACUUCAGGAAGCUGGAGUACUUUAUGGGCGCAGAGUGGUCCUUUAAUUUUUGUGUUUAAAAGCCAUUCACCAUACAUCCAUAUCCAACAUAAUAAAGUAGGACGCAUUUGCAGUUUUUUCAUAGAGCAGUGUCUUCAUUUGUUAUCCACACCAUAUCCAGGAAUCACAUCACAAAGACCCAUACCGCAUCUAUAACACAACUCCAUCACUGGCAACACCAUAUAGCCUUAAAACACACAUACACACUCCAAUCACAUUAAUAAACUUUAAUUCCUGAUUGGAUGGUAGUGUACUGCAGGCUCACUAUGUUAUGCAUGUUUCCCAAAAUAUGCUGCAGUGUCUACCCUGUGAGAGAGAAGCAUAACGUGUAUUUACUACUGCCUUUGCAGCAUUGACUGAGAGGGUAGUUUUAGCAAAAUAAAUGUAACAUGCUAUUUUUUUUCCCUCUUAUUUAAAUACUUAAAUGCCAAUUUGGGCAAAAGCUCUUAUUUUUCAUGGAAAAUGUAACAAUAGAAUGUCAUAUUAUUUGCUUCCAUUCAGGUACUUAACAACUAAGGAGGAAUUCCAUUCAUUCAUUGAUGAUGGAGAUACUGCAAAGAAAGAUGGUUUACAGAAGUGUGAGAAACUAACUGCACAUAACGAGACUUCUCCGGACUCAACGGAACCUGAAGCAAAAAGAAUUAAGCUUGCAGAUGAUAGCUGUGGGAAUGAUAAAGAAAGCCAAAAAAAUACUGAUGCCAGACAAGAAAAAAAAAGAGCCAGGGGACAAAACAAAAGCCGACCUCACAUGAAACCUUCCCACUUUGGAGAAAUUAAAUUGUGUAGCAGUAUUAAACAGGUAGGGUUUUUUUUUUUUGGUAUUCGAUAGAGAAUGAAGAUGUGGUAUGAAUUACAUUACGUGCUCCUAUUUUAAAAAGAAAGUGUAAUUUUUUAACUAGGUGUGUUUAUAUAAGUAGCUCAUAUUAGUUGUAUCACUUUAAUUUUUAUGUAAAUUUAACUUUAAAGGGACACUUUAGGCCAGGUUAGGCAACCUUUUGGUAGCGCUGUGCUGACAUAAAGCUUUGAUGUCUUAUGGUGCUGUCCCAAUUUUUUUUAAAAGCAACAUUUUUGUAUGUUGGAAAAUUCUGCAAGUGUUUUGCAUGGGUGCAGCGGCUGCUUUGUAAAGGUUUAUAUGUGUUUAUAUGGACUGCGCAUGUUUUGCAUGUCUGUGUGCAUUAUAGGUGUGGGAUGUCUGUUUUGUGAGCAUUACAUGCUUUUUUUGAUGGAGUAAAAGUUUUCUAAUCUGCAAUUGUAAAGAUCUUACAGGUUGCUAAACGCUAUGGUCCUUUUAUAUGACAAUGAGCUUUAUGGGACUUGGCAAAGUAAAAUUAUGCUAGCCCCUUUAACCCCUUAAGGACACAUGACAUGUGUGACAUGUCAUGAUUCCCUUUUAUUCCAGAAGUUUGGUCCUUAAGGGGUUAAACAGUCUCUGUAAUGCACGGUACUAUUUAACCCCUUAUGGACCAAACAUCUGGAAUAAAAGGGAAUCAUGACAUGUCAUGUGUCCUUAAGGGGUUAAAAAGCAGUUGGCAAUCGAAAAAUCCAAAUAAAAUGGGGUAUAUAUAUAACAAUUUUCUGAUACAUUCCUUUUUUUUUUUUUUUUUUAUAGGGACAAGGGAAUUCCUGUACAUUUGGUGAGAAAUGCAGAUUUUCACAUGAUCUGUCCAAGUUCAUGGCAGAAAAGCCAGAUGAUAUUGGCCCAAACUGUUAUCUGUUUGAGACUCUUGGAAAAUGCAACUAUGGGGCAGCCUGUCGUUUUGCCAAAUCCCACCUGGGUAAAGAUUUUGAAAAUCUAAUUAACGAAGAAGUUGUAAAAAAGUGUGAAGGGAAUGUUUUGGUAAAGAAUAAUCUGAACAGAGAUCUCCAACUUCAGCUGCGGAAAAAGAAAGUCAAGUUUGAGAAAACUGACCAGUAUUUGACGAAUAUGAACAAAACCAGUAAACCGGGUGCGAGUGGAAAGGGAAAUGCACUUAAACCUGUUGUAGAGGAAUGUGGGGUAACAUCUGAAUGCACAGACACUGAGGUGGGAACUGACCAACAGGAUACGCUGCUCUCUACAGCUGCAAUCAAGGAAGACUCCACUCCACAAAUUGCAGACUGUGCAAAAAAGGAAACCUCUACAAUUGGAGCUCUCACAGAUGAAGAUAUCAUCAAGCUCAGACCAUGUGAGAAGAAAACUGUAAGUCAUUUUGUUUUAUAAACCUUCUACUGCUAGACAGCGCCUAAUAGGCCUGUUAUGCACACUAUGAAUGUAGUAAAAAUGUAAGGAUGCACAAGUCACAGACUACUGAUUUACUUUAUAAUUACAUAAAAAUUUUGUAAUGUUUAUAUUGUUGUACAUACAAUUGUACAGGUUUAGAAAAAAUAUUGAUUUCAGGAAUUUUUCUUUUUUUCUUUAAUUCCCAACAUGGACGUCAAUUUAAUAUUGUUGGAUAAGCUUUAAAAAAAUAAAUAAAAAUAACUUAUCAAAAAAAAAUAAUAAUACUUAUAUUAUAUUUUAUAAUAUAUAUAUAUAUAUAUAUAUAUAUAUAUAUAUAUAUAUAUAUAUAUAUAUAUAUAUAUAUAUAUAUAUAUAAUAUCAAAAACUAUCAGAGAAAAACGGUGGUGGUGGUGGUGGACCGUGCUGAAGUUAUACAGAAGAUAAUGAAAAAAGUAAAUAAUUACAUACAGUUGAUGGAAGAAAAUUCUGUACAAUAUGUCUUAACAAAAUAACAUAAUAAUAUAUGCAGAUAAUAUUAGCAAUGCCAAUGGAACACUCACACUUUCUAGAGCUAAUAUAGCUCUAUUUCUGUAGGCGUAGACGGUAUAAUCCCAGUCUAGGGAUACAAUGGUGAGAUCCAGGAGUCUUGGUCCAGAUAGGAGUAUAUAUAUGGAGAUAUAAACAGAGAGAACUCCAAUGGUAUAAUAGAGUAGGUAAAUAUCCUACUUACAAUACCCAGAGCAUGGACUUGAUCUGGUAUAAUCAGGCUUGGGUGGAAUGAACCCCACCUAUUGAUAUACCGGAUGUCCAGGGAGCCAAUAUAAAAAUGGACUGGGUAUUUAAAAUAAAAAAAAUACUUUAUUUAACAAAAUAUAUAUAAUUUAAAUAAAGUACUUUAUUUGCACUAUUAUGUUUUUUUAUUAAGACAUUGUAUAGAAUUGUCUUCCAUCAACUGUAUGUAAUUAUAUACUUUAAUUACUUUUUGUAUAACUUCAGCGUGGUCCAGCACUGUUUUUCACAUGGUUGUGGGAAUUCCUUGUAGGUGGAUUGCUGCUCAUUUACAGAUAGAGAGCACCACACACAUAUCUUUAUUCCAAUGAAAAACUAUCAAAAUAUCACAAAAGUAAAAUAGUUUUUGUAAUAUUAAAUCAUUUUAAAAAUGCAUGCAAAAGUAUUAUCAGGCUUGUCUACCUUUUCUGCAGACCAUGCACCUUAAUGCCCAUGGCCACAAGAACUUUGAUAUGAAACAAAUGAACAAAAGGAGGAAUCUGCACUCCUAUAAUGAUACUGGUGCUUCCAGACUUGGGGCUGGCACCCCUUAUUCAAAUGAUAAUACAGUAAUAUGGUCCAGGCACUCAAAUUUGAAAAAGAUCCCAGUAGAGAUCGAAACCUUGCACUUUGAUUCUGUUUUCCAAUAAUUUUGAAAUGGACUUUGGAGGCCACAGAACAAAAGUUGGCUUGCUUUGUAUGUCAUAGGUGGAAAAUGUUAUGCUUACCUCUAUUUAAGGAUAAUGGCAACAGCAGUCCUUUAUCACCAAGAUAACUUGUCAUUUUUUGUAAACCUGAAAUUACUUUCUCUGUAAUAGUAAAUAUUGGAUACAUUAACCCCUUAAGGACACAUGACAUGUGUGACAUGUCAUGAUUCCCUUUUAUUCCAGAAGUUUGGUCCUUAAAGGACCACUCUAGGCACCCAGACCACUUCAGCUUAAUGAAGUGGUCUGGGUGCCAGGUCCAGCUAGGGUUAACCCAUUGUUUUAUAAACAUAGCAGUUUCAGAGAAACUGCUAUGUUUAUCAAUGGGUUAAGCCUUCCCCCAAAGCCUCUAGAGGCUGUCUCAUUGACAGCCGCUAGAGGCACUUGCGUGCUUCUCACUGUGAUUUUCACAGUGAAAGCACGCCAGCGUCCAUAGGAAAGCAUUGAUAAUGCUUUCCUAUGCGACCGCCUGAAUGCGCGCGCAGCUCUUGCCGCGCGUGCGCAUUCAGCCGCCGCCGCCGACGACGACGAGGAGGAGAGCUCCCCGCCCAGCGCUGGAAAAAGGUAAGUUUUUCCCCCUUUCCCCCUUCCAGAGCCAGGCGGGAGGGGGUCCCUGAGGGUGAGGCACCCUCAGGGCACUAUAGUGCCAGGAAAACGAGUAUGUUUUCCUGGCACUAUAGUGGUCCUUUAAGGGGUUAAAGCUGUUUUAAAAUGUGUUUUUUAUAAUAAAAACCAGAAAAAUACCUAUAUUUUUUUCACCUUGCAGAUUGACUUCAGAAACAAGCUAUAUCUUGCACCAUUAACAACGGUAUGUAAUGAAUAUCCUUCUCAGUACCAAUCAUACAAGUUUCUGCUGUCCUUCAAUCAGUUACUUAAUGAUCAUUGCCAACGACCCUAACUUUAUAUAUUGCUGUCAUUAUACCUUGCUGUUUUAAUGAUUGCUGUCAGGUGUAUUAUUUUGGCACUGUCUUUCCAGUUAGUAUAUAUGCUAGAACAUAAGGUAGAGUUGAGAUUAGUACGGACCUAAUUAUUAACGUAUUUGCUCAGGGGGCUCUACACCCUGUGCAAACUAAUUCCUUCUAAACCUUUCUCUGCUGCUGGGCUCCUAACCCCAUAUUCUGGCAUGCUAGUUUUCACAAGGAGAGGGAAGCUGGUGGGGGCUGAUUAACAAAACAUUUUCCUAAAUAGUCUAUAAUGGUUAGGAAAAAAAUACAUUGUACAUAUCCUGAUUUUAUGUCUGCUUUAUGUUUAAAAAUGUAAAUAUAUUUUUUAGUGUUUUGUGUCUUUAUGAAGGCAAUACCUAUUUAUAUUCGUAUUCAUGUGCUUUUUGUAUUCUACUAAUGUAAGCUGGAUACUAUCUAUAUUUUAUUUCUAUUCCGGUUAGUGUGGCAAUCUGCCUUUCAGGAGAAUAUGCAAGCGUUAUGGAGCAGACAUUACCUGUGGAGAGAUGGCAGUGUGCACCAAUAUCUUGCAAGGUCAGCCUUCUGAAUGGGCAUUACUAAGGCGGCAUCACUCAGAGGAUCUUUUUGGAGUACAGGUUUGUCUCAGCUAACUUUUGAAGUGGUUAUAAACAAUCACACAUGGGAUGUUGAGUCUCCCUAUGAGCUGAGGAUGUUUUUCAUCUUUAUAUGUAGAUAAAUGCAGAAUUAUGUUUCAAAAUAUCCAUUUAUACAUACAUGGGUACCCUGAGUGUUAAGAAUCCAGAUUCUGUGUGCAUAACUUGUAAAGUUAUAUACAUUUGUUUUUCUCAUACUUUGAAAUGGCUGAGGAUUCUACAAUUUGUACACAGUUGGAAAUAGCCUUUUUAUUUACAGUAAUGAACAUAUCUUACUUAUAUAGUCAUUUGUGUAUUGUAUCAAGCAAUCCAAUGUUUCUUGUCAUAGAGCUAUGUUACUUUAGAUUGCUGGACAUUAAUAUGGGACUACACUGAUUACAUUUCAACUCCAACACAUAAUGCCAUAGUCUGCUUUUUAAUCCUCUCAAAAUGUGUUUAGAGCUGUAUUUGAGCUUUUACAGAUUGAUUGAUUAAUAUACAUUUUUUGUUUCUUCAGCUGGAGGGUGCCUUUCCCGACACAAUGACUAGGUGCGCAGAACUUAUUAACAGAACCAUUGAAGUUGACUUUGUGGAUAUCAAUGUUGGUUGUCCAAUAGAUCUGGUGUACAGUAAGGUAAGAAUUGCUUCUGCACCAGUCCAUACAUGUAUUUAUUUAUUUUUUGUAAACUUUUAGAAGCAGUGGAGUGUAACUCUGUUAACAAAUUCUUAGUUAAGCACAGUAGAGGGUGAACUUUGCUAAUAAUACAAGUCUGAAAAAUACCUUUUUUUUUUUUUUUUAUGGUUUGAAAGUCAUAUUACAAGUCUAUACUGUGAACAAAAAAUAUGCACGUGAUAAUUUGUCAAAGUCUUUUAAGUUAACAUGGAAUUCAUAUCAUUUGUAGGGCUCAUAAUUGCAAGUCUACUUGACAUGUCUAUCAGGAUUAUUCACUAAAAUGAGAAUUCAAGGUGAAUUCAAAGUUCAAAAUAGCCAAACUGCAAAAAAUUAAAUUAAAGUCAGCUAUGCUUUCAAUACUUCUCUGACCUUAAAUUUUAAAUUCACUGUGUAUUCUCUUUGAAUUCUCACAUUAUUAAAAACCCUGCCAAAGUUACCCACCACUGCAAGUCUAGAGAGCCCAUGGUACAUUCACAAGGGGUGAAUUUCUAUGUGCUAUUGCAUAGUGGGCGAGUGGAAAUUUUGAGUCUACCAUUUUUAUAUCAUUUAUAUUUUUCUGAAAAUUGCUUGUAUCUUUGUUAGCAUAGUCUGGUGCACUGUUUAAAGUGGCACUGUCAUUGUCUAUGGACUUUGCAUAAUUUGCAAAGACCCCCGUUGGUGACAUUACUGCUGGUGGUCAGGGGGAGGUGGGAUUUGGGAGGUAAGAUUUAUUUGAACUUGUCCCUCAUGACCGCCGCCACGAGCUGACAUUACUGCUGUACUCUUGCGCAUGCGCAGCUUUGCGGUCUAUCGAGACCGCAUGUUCCUCCAUAGAUACAGCUAAUAUCUAUGCAGAUUUUUUCUAUGAAAUUCCAACAGUCAAUAUGAUAUUUCAUGAAGAUCUUACGUUUAUUAAAUAUUGAUUUUGGAGAGGGGGGUUGAUGGUGCUGCUUUAAAGUAGGACAAGAGUGCAUAAAGCUGCAAUGCUCAUAAGAUGCUGUCUUGCACUACCUGCAGCAUCCCUACAGCAAGCUAUUCAGCAGGCUUGCACAAUCUUGUAAAACAAAAGACUUUGUUCUAUUGCAGUUGCAUUAUUCAUGAUUGUAACAGGCAUUUCACUUCCAAGAUGUUCCCUAUUCACAUGCUUAUUAUUGCACUUAUUUGAUUCAUCUUUUCAAGCUUUGUAAUGUAUACACAUUUUUUCUAAUCUUUGUUGUCUAGGGAGGUGGCUGUGGAUUGAUGAAUAGAACUAACAAAUUUGAACAAAUUGUAAAAGGAAUGAAGUCUGUAAGUAUAUCAAAUAGGAGAGUUUGUAUUUCACAUGAUCAAAACAUUGACUUGAUUAUCUAUAGCCAGGUCUGAGAAUGAGGUUUGCGAUAAUCACACACACAUUUUGAAAAGCCAAUUGUUUUUAGUGAUAGGUAAAUAAAUGCAGACUAGUGUAAAUAUUCUCUCAAACUAUACUUUUGGAAAUAAUAAUGUGUGUGGGGAAAUUGUAACUAAAUAUACCUAAACUAAAAAUUUGUAAUUAUUAAAGUAGAAGCAGUGCAACAUUUUGAAUGAAAUGUACAUAUUCUUUCACUGAGAAAAUGUGUCUCUCUGUAUUUGUAGGUGCUUGAUGUUCCCCUAACGGUGAAAAUCAGGACUGGAGUUCAUGAAAACCACAAUAUUGCUCAUAAAUUAAUCCCAAACUUAAAAGAAUGGGGUGUCUCAAUGAUUACAGUAAGUCUGAAUAUUAAUAUAUCAUAUUUUUGCCUUGUAAACUGUUGCAGCGAAGUUCUAUUUUUUACGGUUAUUUGGAUUUAUCAAGUAUUUUCUAAUAUAGAACUCUUGCGUCUGAGAUGCUGUAUUGAGUUAAACUGAUUUCUUCAUAGACAUCUCUACGCAAAGUUAAAUGUAUUAUUGUACACAUAGUGCCCACUAUUUUUUUUUCUUUCAUUUAGCAGGUAUUGUUUUUAUUUGUACUGUUAAAUUUGCCCAAUGUUAGUCUUUGUGGAAAUUAUGCAGUAAUCCAUCGGAAUGGUCUUUUAUAUUAGGUAGAUUACAGGCAAUGUUGUUUUAGUCUUCUGAUAACAAAUCUCUGAUUGCAACAUGCCUCCUCCAAAAUAAUGCACAAAGUGACUCCUGUUUUGUGAAAUAUAUUAAUUAGUAUUUCUGAUUGGUGGUUUAACUUUGUAAUUAACAUUUAGGUUUCGCCUAGAGGCUAAUAAAAUAUACCAGGGCUUGACAAAUGUGUUUGGAAUAUAGGAGCCAGCUAAAAAAGUUAGAAGCCAGUAAUUUUCAACGAGAGAGUGCAAUUCUUAAAGGGACACUAUAGUCACCAGAACCACUACAGCUUGAUAGUCAUAGAGAUUGAUUAAUGUAAUGCAUCUCUAUGAGGUGAUGCAGAUUGGUACAUUUGCUGCGCAUGCACAAAUCCUCCCAAUGUUUUCCUAAGGGAAAGCAUUGCCUUAGCUGAGAUCAUAAAGAUUGAUCAUCUCAGCCAUGGCGAAACUGGCACGAUGUGGGAAAAUGGGAAGAAAGGUGAGUAAAAACACCUUCCUCAUGCGAUCCGAGGGGCCAGGUACCUAAACAGGCUCUCACACACUCUUACGCUGACAACAGGCUUGCAUGUACAGACAGACAGACUCGCACACAGAAACUCUGACAGGCGCUCACACACACAGAGAGACCGACACUGACAGUCUCUCACACACACUCUGACAGACUCGCGCUCUCUCUCUCUCACACACACACACACACACACACAGGCGCUCACACACUUUCUUGACAGGCUCUUGCUCUCACAUACAGACACUGACAGGCUCACACACACACACGCUUACACACACACAUUUUUGUUUGAAUUGAAACCCACUCAGCCUCCCUACCUUUGGGAGAGCUGAGAGCGUCUUUCCUGGGGUCCAUUGGGGCUGCACUCUUCCUGUGUGCGAAGGAGCAGUACUCUGCCUGUAGCUUCUCUCUGCUCCUUCGCGCUCUGUAAUGAUGCCAGGGCUGGAAUGACGUCAUAUUCCGGCUCCCGACAUCAUUAGACAGCACGAGUGAGCAGAGAGGAGCUACAGGCAGAGUACUGCUCCCUCGCACACCGCCGCCUCCUCCAUGCUCUUCAGGGUGGCUGACCACCUCCAUGUACCCGGGAGCGGGCGGGCAGCCACCUCCAAUAUUCUCCAUGACGGCCGCCGUCAAAGCGAUCUGGCGCCUGGGAUUUGUCAAGCCCUGAAAUAUACAUUUAAUGAUCUCCAUGACAUUUGCAUUUAACAAUAUUAAUGUUUUUCAAUAUUAUUAAAUGAUUGCUUUUAUUUCUUUAAUAUUUUAUUCUAGCUUCAUGGAAGGUCUAGAGAGCAGCGUUACACAAAGCUUGCAGAUUGGGAUUACAUCGAUCAGUGUGCAAAAAUAGCAAAUCCAAUUCCACUCUUUGGUAUGUAUACUCUUAUAUAAUGCUAGUGUUUUGUGUGUUUUACAAACAUGAAAAUGGUGGCUGCUGAUAUAGCGGGACACUGUAAACUCAAAAUGACUGAUAUAUUCUAUUCAUUUAAAUAUCUCUUGCAAGGGAACAGUCUCAGUGUGUUUCACUUCUUUGAUCUCAAAGGGUUACUUUACUUAAAAGAGAGUUUCUUAAUAAAAUUUUGUUUUUGGUUAGAGUAACCCUGGCUUGCCCCCCACAACUUCCCAAGGAAAAAACAAAACAAAGUAUAAACUUACCCUUGAUCCUGCAGCCCAGUCAUCCUCUGGUGGAGUGAUGCAGACAGCACGGGUGGGGGGCAUGUAUGCUGAUGACAGACUCGAAAUAAGCACACAUAUAACAUUAGCCAGUCUGGGACUCUCGGUACAGGAUGACUAAUGACGCUGCCGCAGGUGGAGUUACAAACUGAAACAUGGCACAUGCAGACUCCAAGCACCAUAUUUAAUGGAAACCAAAUGGGAGUACUGAAGUGGUCAUGGAGCUUGGAGUAACCAAUGAAUUAAUGUCUUGGUAUAGGCCAGGCAUAGGCAACCUUCAUCACUCCAGAUGUUUUGGACUACACCUCCCUUGAUGCUUUGCCAGCAUAACAGGUGUAACAGCAUUAUGGGGAUGUAGUCCACAACAUCUGGAGUGUCGAAGGUUGCCUAUUCCUGGUAUAGGCUUUAAACACUAGAGCUAGAGAUUGACUUUAAGCAAAACCAAACAAAAACAAAAAAAUUACUUUUUAUGUGCCCAGUAGGUUUCAGUGGUGUAGCGUGUCCACUUUAUUUUUCUUUGUGCAUCUUUACAAAAUGUGUUUUUUAUUUUUUUUAUUUUUUUUAUUUAUUAUGAACAAAAUCAUGCAGUUCAUGUUAAAAUUCCAUAUGGAAGAUAAGAAAUCCAUUUUAAAUUGUCACGUUGACAGAAUUGCAUAACGUACUACCGACUAAAACACCACUUGUAUUACUUGUUACCAAGAAAAAGAUUGCAGAAAACCUUUGCUUAGACUAGAGAAAACAAGUCAUUUAACACAGCAACUGGUUAAUUUAUGAAUGUAGUAAUAUUUAUUUUUUAUCAACUUACCAGCAACAGGGCCGUCUUUAAGGAGGGGCAAACGGGGCACCUGCCCUGGGCCCAGUUGCUCAUGGGGGGCCCAAAGCAGCUGCCCCGUGGGCCCCGUCGCCUGCAAUAAAAAUUUAUUUUUUAAAAAUAUUUCCCUACCUAAUGGGCCCGCGGUGCUAGUAUUGCGGCUGCACCGGGGCCCGCGCACUAGGGGGCCCCCCGGGUGGCCCAUACCUUUAGGGCCACCCAGUGAGCAUGUUCCAGCAGGGGUCCGGUCGGCGCUGUGGCCCUUUAACAGCACGACCGGGUCCUUGCUUAACGGCUGCAUGGGAGGAAGUGAUGUCUGCGAAUCACUUCCUCCCACCUCAAAGAUAUCGGGCCGCGCGGGAGGCUGCUGAGCCAGCAUCCAGUGAGGAGGGGGAGCAAGAAAAGCCAGACCCCCAACUCCCAACUACCCCAUCCAGCACACUGGACCCCAGGGAAGGAAGCCUCUUUCAAAGGUAGGAAACUGAAGAGUGUCUGUCUUUGUGUGUGUCAGUAUGUAUGUAUGUCUAUGUGUGUGUCAGUAUGUAUGUAUGUCUGUGUGAGUGUCAGUAUGUAUGUGUCAGUCAGUAUAUGUCUGUGUGUCAGUUUGUAUGUCUGUGUGUAUGUCAGUAUGUCUGUGUGUGUCAGUUUGUGUGUCUGUAUGUAUGUCGGUGUGCCAGUCAGUAUGUCUGUGUAUGUGUCAGUAUGUAUGUCUGUCACAGUGUCAGUAUGUCUGUCACAGUGUCUGUGUGUGUGUGUGUGUGUGUGUGUCAGUGUGUAUCUGUAUGUUGUCAGUAUGUAUGUAUCUGUGUGUGUGUGCCAGUGUGUAUACCUGUGCAUGUAUCUGUAUGUAGCCAAUGUGUGUAUCUGCAUGUGUGUCAGUGUUUGUAUCUGCAUUUGUCAGGUUAUGUAUCUGUGUGUCUGUAUGUUGUCAUUGUGUGUGUCUGUGUAUCUGUAUGUUAGUGUAUCUGCGUGUGUGCAUCUGUGUGUCUGCAUGUGUGCCAGGUUGUGUGUCUGUAUGUGUGUGUGUCAGUGUCUGUAAAUGUGUCUGUAUAGCUGCAUCUGUAUGAUUGUGUAUAUCUGUGUAUCUGCAAGUGUUUCUGUGUGUGUAUGUGUAUCACUGUGUGUGUGUGUGUUUGUGACAGUGCAGGUGUAUUUGUGCAUACAUCUCAGCAUUCAACACUACACGCAAAUACACACCUGCAUUCAAACUUCAACACUACAUAUAAACACACCUCUUUUUUUAAACAACAAAAUUAUAUAUAAACACACCAGUGUAUUCAUAAACCAACACUACACAUAAAUGCAUACUUGCAUUUAAAUGCCAUCUGCCACAUACAAACACACCCCUACAUUCACACAAACAUACUCCAUACAAAAACAUGCUUACACUCAAACACACAAAUACUGCUCAGUGCUAAAUAUAACCCUGCAUGCAUAGGAAAAUGGUAGCGCCCCAGCUGUCAAAGCAUUGUUGGCGUUGCAUGACAGAUGGGGAUCUACCUUUUGCCCCCUCUUGCCCAAAAUAAUUCAUGCACCAGAGCCCUCUCUACUUUACGUCCGCCACUGCGUUGGGGUGGGCGGCAUGAUUGCAUGCCAGGGAGGGGACGACCGGGUUCAGGGGGCCCAAGCAAAUGUUUGCCCAGGGUCCAGUCCAUAUUAAAGACGGCCCUGACCAGCAACUGUGCUUAGUGCAGGGCAUUUUGUCAGAGAUUACAGUGUAGCUAGUGUGACGCUACGUCUGCAUGUGGCAUCUCCUUUUUAUCAACAGAAUGCAUUAAUUGCAGUGACUAUAUAGCAUCCAUGGCAACCUACAUUUUUCACCAAAAAAGAAAAAAAAAAUUUGCUUGCUUUUUCUUUGUUUGUAAGAAGUUAAUACUAUCCUUUGCCCUGAGAUUACUAAAAGGCCUAAAAUAAAACCAUUUGACAUUCAAGUAUUACAGUAAUCCCAGGUUAAAAAAAAAAAAAGUCUGGACAAAAAAAAGUUAAUUUUAAUUUUUAGCUUGCAGUGUAUUGUCUUUUACAGUCCACGAGAGGGCACACCAUCAAAUGAUCAAAACAACAAAUUAUAAAUGUAAAUGAAAAAAGGAAAAUAAACAUUGCUUAAAAUUCAAUCACCUUUAUAAACAUUUUGGGUAUAUUGCAUCCUGAUCUCUUUAAACUAGUUUGAAACAUAAAAAUGGCUGCUGGACUCCUAUUUGGUAGACCUUGGUAUCUUGCAAUAAUAAUAUUAACAAUGUUUAUGUGUAUUUGGUAGUAUUGCAGUAAUGUUUGCAUGGCUUGCCCUUUGAGCAGAUAAAUUCUUGAACACACCCUCUGCCUGUUUAAUUUAGUUUAAUGUUAGAGCUGUAAAUGGAUAUUGAAAAGCAAAUCACAAAGCUGUCCCAUGCUGCUUAAAGUGCGGAUAGGAAGGGUUCAAUUCUUUUUGCAUUUGAUAUUUUAGAAACUCUUAAUUUUAAUUCUGAUUGAUUUAUUUUGAGUGCUGCGUUCAACAUAUUCCUUCAGUCUGCUCUUUAACAACUACUCGUGUAGCUGGUAAUUGACUAGUAUAAAGUGGUGGUAAUCCAUCAACUGAAGUGCCAUCAGAUGCCCACUUUGUAAACCAUAUGUAUAACAAGUGCUAUCCUUAACAGGAAAUGGUGACAUACUUUCUUAUGAAGAUUCAAACAGAGCUUUGCAGACUGGUGUUUCAGGAAUCAUGCUGGCCAGGUAAAAAAAGAAAAAAUGGGAUCGCAGUGGAGAGAUCUUCCUGAGUUUUGUGUUUUAACUAAACUAGGCAUCCAUAUGAUAUUAGGCACCAUAUUCACAAAUCACUGGUAUAGCACAUGUGCAUUCUGUGGUCAUAAAUGUUGUGUGUGUGUGUGUGUGUGUGUAUGUAUAUGUGUGUGUGUGUGUGUAUAUAUAUCUAUCUAUAUCUAGAUAUAGAUAGAUAUAGCAAGGUGAAGGGUCAGUGUAGAACCCCCUAGGGUGGUCUGCCUUGACUUUGGGAGGCGGGCAUUCCCUCCAGUGGCCAUUGGAGUAACUAAAUGACCUCCAUUUGUUUAAAUAUACAUAGGGAUUUAGGAGAGCGCAGGUAACUUUUUCUUUGGUUUUUACUGUAUCUAUGGGGGCUGAUGUGUACUGUAGUCGUUACUGCCGCCCAGGAGUGAUAGGAGUGAGCGCAGGACUUAUCUUUUUGUAUGUAUAUUUAUGUGAUAUACCUCAUAAUAUUAGUACAGUCUUCAUGGUUUAGUUGGGUUUGUCAAACAGUCUCAUCAGGUGGGAAUAUAACACGUUUAGAUAUCGAUCUUGUCAAUUCAGUUAUCUCUAGAUUUUAGCUACUUUAUCUUGUUACAGCUGGGAACUAUCUGGAUUUAUUUCGAAGACAUGGCAUUUUAAUGCUGGAAUUGCCUACUCUCCACCUUGUUAUUUUCCUGGUUCCAAAUCCCACCUGUUUUGUAGUCGUCAAAUGUACAAGCUCCUUUGCUUCAACAUUACAUUAGUAAGAAAGCCAACAUGCAAGGUGCUCAGCUCUGCCUCCUGACAUGUCACAGUUAUGACAAUAUCAAAGAGACUAAAUAUUUGGCAGUCACAAUGAGCUGAACAUGGCAAGUUAAACACACCAAUGGCCAUGUGUCUUCUGUAUUUCUAGUUUUGGUGUAGGACAAAAGACCAAGUAAAUUAUAGUCAGCCGUUCAAAUGUACAAGCAAUUUCUCAGUAAUAUGUACUCAAUCGUAUAUACAUACAUGAUUAGUGCACAUAGUCAAGCAGGGAUGCAGUCUGUAUUCCCAUAAAGUACAGACUUACAUGAAACAAAAAACAAGAGCUGUGCAUAUUUGUAGCUUUAUAUAUCCAACAUUUUGUUAUAUAUUGCAAUAUUAAUUUAUUUGCACUUUAGAACAGUAUCAAUAAACACUUGCUAAUAAGCUACGUCACUACACUAUUUCUGCAGCUGAUUACCAAAUACAUUUAGAAUUAAAUGUUCUUGCAUACUGAUUAAUACGCAUUUAUUUAUGUAUUUAAUGUGUGCACUUAAUUUAGUACUAUGUAUAUUUAUUCACUUCGCCUGCUUUUUAAUUAAUUUAAUUAUUUAACUACUUUAUAUAAUUUCAGAGGAGCACUUGUAAAGCCUUGGAUUUUCACUGAGAUUAAAGAGCAGCGACACUGGGACAUUUCCUCUACAGAAAGAUUUGACAUUCUCCGAAAUUUUACAAAUUAUGGUCUGGAGAACUGGGGUUCAGAUUCCCAAGGUGUAGAGAAAACAAGAAGGUUUUUGCUAGAGUGGCUGUCCUUCCUCUGCAGGUAGGGUGAACUUCCUCAUUUGUAAGUUGGGCCUGUAGCGUGAUUAUACAGAGUGCUUUUGUGGUAAUUUAGCUUAACCCCUUAAGGACACAUGACCUGUGUGACAUGUCAUGAUUCCCUUUUAUUCCAUAAGUUUGGUCCUUAAGGGCUUAAAGGGUUACUGCAACGUCUGUGACCACUUCUACUUUCUGAGCAAGAAUCUUUUUUUGUGCAUUGUUUCAGCUUGAAACACUUCACAUGCAGAGAUACUUCCACUUUUAUCCCGGGGGCAUAAAAAAGAAUCCUAAUGAGCCGGUACCCUUGCAGGCAGCGCUGGACCGCACCUGCAAGGGGAAACAUACAUCUUCCCUAUUUUUAUUUUAUUUUUAUUUUAACAAUCCCUUCCCUUGAACACCCCCUCCAUCUUGCAUUAUGUGUGGGACUUGGUAAAUUUCUUUAUUUUUAUCUUCUUUUACAAGGUUUUUAGCAUAAAAAUGGGUUGGACAAGUCAAGUUAAUACUGCCCAAUGAUGCAUUAGAAAAUAAAAUUUAUUGUAAACGAGGGUUGGAGUAGCCCUUUAAACAUCUGAAAGUCCAAGGUCAUUGCUUCAUGAACACAUCCAUAAAGCACUGAUAUCAUUAAAGGUGUGUCAUAUUAAAUUUUGGAAUAGUUUCUUUGACAUAGAACAUCUUUGGUGCUUACAGGAUUAUGCAUUGGAAACAUAGUACAAUUUUUGAUUUUGUUGGCUGUCGAAAUUAAUUCUAACAUUUUAAGGUUUUCUGUAAUCGCCCAAAUGUGUAUUCUUGAUCAAUGCAUUCCCUUUCCAUUUUAGUUUUUCUCUAGCUAUUCAUUUUAGUUACCACAUUACAAAUUAAAAAUUUUACAACCAAGAAUAAAAAAUUGAAGCACUGAACACACAUUGAAGAUUUUUUUUUAUAUAUAUUUGCUAUAAAUGCUUUUAUAUUAUGUAGGUGAAUGAGUCACCAAUCUAAAUGUAGUAUUACUUUUCCUUGUUUUCUUUGCAUAUGUACAGGUAUAUCCCAGUAGGUUUACUGGAACAUGUACCCCAGAAAAUCAAUGAACGUCCUCCCUACUAUCUGGGUAGAGAUUACAUGGAGACUCUAAUGGCGAGCCAAAAUGCAUCUGACUGGAUCAAGAUCAGGUAAAUGUGGAUUUAGGAAGUGUACUGUUUUCUGAACGCAGCUGUAUUUAAAGUGAUACUGUUACAUGAGUUUUCCGCACAAAUCAAAGGCUAAAUAAGCUAUCUUUGGCUUGUGCUUUUAUACAAACAGAGAAACACAUAUGCACCUAGUGGGUUUUAUAUUUUAACUUAGAUCAUAUGUUGCAUACUGAGGCAUACCAUGUAAAUCAUUCAACCCCUAUGGUGCCAUGUGUGCAUAUAGCAUUUUGGAGGAUUGUCUGAGUCCCUAUGUGCUUCUACUGCAUUUCCAGAAAAUACUGAAGCAUGGUUGAGCAUGCCUAGAGCAUCAUGGGGUAGUGACAUACACUGGACAUGGAAGUACUGCGGACAUUCAAGAAGCACCAUAACCACUAACACUCCACUGUCUCUUGACCACUUCCGCUUUAGUGGAACUUUGUGUGUCAGUGAGGCUGACAACAUUGCAAACCGUUCAGGAGAGCCCCAUAAUUUGUUGAAUGCACAAACUGGGGGGAAAGCCAACAGAACAUUUGCCCUAUAAUCAUUACAUUAAGUUAUUUUGUCGUUAUGGCUCAUGAGAUGGCCUUUGGUAUGUGCAUUCUAUCAGUCCAGCCUUCAAAUGACGUUGGAAGUACACUACAAUUGUAAUAGUCGCAUGCUGUGCAUGUCAUUUGGGGGCAUCCUGUAUUAGUUUGGUUUCAAUCUUAGAGGAAGAGGUAAGGACAAAUCUUGUAUACAAUAGCUGGAGAAUGGAUGUAUGAAAUAUUAUCUAAAGGUCCUGCUUUGCCGAUGACUGGUGUACUUGAAUGUUAAAUAAAUUUUUUUAUUUUUUUUAUUUUUUUGAAGAUGAAAAGAAAAGCUGAAUUUAUGAUCUUUGUUCUUUCUUUCUUUUAAGCCCGCAUAUAUUCUAAUAUAUAUUUCUUUUAUUACAGUGAGAUGCUCCUGGGACCUGUUCCGCAGAUGUUCACAUUUUUACCCAAACACAAAGCCAACUCUUAUAAAUAACAAAGAAGUUAACAGACAUGUUUUAAGGUGUUUUCAGAACAAAUGGAAAUGCUGUGAUUUUUUUGUUUUUGUUUUUAUAAUAAAAAAUCCCAUUGGGAUAUUCAUGAACCUACGGUUUCCCAGAUUUAUUGAAUCAGUAUUUUAGCAGUAUGAUUAUCUGUAAAUUGAGAGAAACAAAUCUACUAUUGUCUUAUUUACUGUGUUACAUUAACAGAUGUAAACCAACUGCAGUAAGGCUGGAGGAAGUAAAUGUGUAUUCAUAACACAAGCCAUAGUUACAUAGCUCAAAAGAGACUUGAGUCCAUCAAGUUCAGCCUUUCUCACAUAUGUUUUUGCUGUUGAUCCAAAAGAAGGAAGAAAACAGUCUGAAGCGCAUCCAAUUUUGCAACAAACUAGGAAAAAAAUCAUUCUUGACCCCAAAAUGGCAGCCAGAUAUCUCCUUGUAUCAAGCAGCUAUUACCCCACUAAUUAGAAAUUAUAUCCCUGUAUGUUUUUUAAAGAAUUUAUCCAAUUGCUGUUUAACACCUUAGGGACCAGACCAUUUAAAAAAACAUUUCUAAUCGUUAAGGAACAGGGCUCAGUUUGUGUUUAGCUGUAAUUUUCCUCUUACUCAUUUACUGUACCCACACAUAUUAUAUACUGUUUUUCUCACCAUUAAAUGGUAUUUUUAAAGAUACCAUUAUUUUCAUCAUAUCUAAAAAUUUACUAUAAAAAAAACUUUUUCUAACUUUGACCCCCCCCCAAUAUCUGUUGCGUAUCUACAACCGCUAAAAAACACCCAGUGCUAAAUAGUUUCUACAUUUUGUCCUGAGUUUAGAAAUACCCAAUGUUAACAUGUUCUUAGCUAUUUUUGCAAGUUAUAGGGCAAUAAGUACAAGUAGCAUUUUUUUUUCUCCAAAAUUAACAGAAGUUACAUUGUAACACUGAUAUUUGUCAGGAAUCCCUGAAUAAUCCUUCAAAUGUAUAUAUUUUUUAAAAGAAGAUAAUCAAAGGCAGUGAUGGUGAAACUUUUUUUGCCCAAGUGCCAACACGGCAAUUAAACCUGAAUAUUGAGGUUUAAAGGGACACUAUAGUCACCCAGACAGCUUCAGCUCAAUGAUGGUCUGGGUCUGGGUCUGGGUGCCAGGUCCCUCAGGUUUUAACCCUUCAGAUGUAAACAUAGCAGUUUCACAGGAACUGCUAUGUGUACAUUAGGGGUUAAGCCAACCUCUAGUGGCUGUCUUCCUGACAACCACUAGAGGCACAUCUGCGACGCUGGAUGCUGAUUUCGCAUCCAUUGCGCAGAGCGUCCAUAGGAAAGCAUUGAGAAAUACUUUCCUAUGGACUGUUUGAAUGCGCGCGCACGGCACUUGCCGCGCAUUGGCAUUCCUCUCCACUCGGUAGCUGACAUCGGCAGGAGGAGAGAUCACCAGCAUGGAGUGAGCCCAGCGCUGGAUUAAGGUAAGUGGCUGAAGGUGUUUUAACCCCUUCAGCGCCAUGGGAGGGGGACACUGAGGGUGGGGGCACCCUCAGGGCACUAUAGUGUCAGGAAAACCGCUUUGUUUUCCUGACACUAUAGUGAUCCUUUAAGUUUAGAAAGAAGAACUCAUACAGUUGUCCGAACUAAUUCUUUUCUCUCCCCACAGCAUCUUCCCUUCUCUACCCACCGCAUAUCCCCCUUUUUUUUCAGUGGUGUGUCCACUUUAUUUUUCUUUGUGCAUCUUUACAAAAUGUUUUACUUUUUUUUUUAUUAUGAACAGAAUCAUGCAGUUCAUAUUAAAAUGCCAUAUGGAAGAUAAGAAAUCCAUUUUAAAUUGUCACGUUGACAGAAUUGCAUAACGUACUACCGACUAAAACACCACUUGUAUUACUUGUUACUAAGAAAAAGAUUGCAGAUCUUGCAGAAAACCUUUGCUUAGACUAGAGAAAACAAGUCAUUUAACAUGGCAACUGGUUAAUUUAUGAAUGUAGUAAUAUUUUUUUUUUUUUUUAUCAACUUUUUUUUAACAACUGUGCUUAGCGCAAUGCAUUUUGUCAGUGAUUUCAGUGAAGCUAGUGUGAUGCUACAUCUGCAUGUGGCAUCUCCUUUUUAUCAACAGAAUGCAUUAAUUGCAGUGACUAUUAUAGCAUCCAUGGAAACCUAAAUUUUUCACAAAAAAAUAAAAAAAAAAUUUGCUUGCGUUUUCUUUGUUUCUAAGAAGUUAAUCCUAUACUUUGCCCUGCAAUUACUAAAAGGCCUAAAAUAAAACCAUUUGACAUUCAAGUAUUACAGUAAUCCCAGGUUAAAAAAAAAAAAAAAUGUCUGGACAAAAAAAAAAAGUAAUUUUGUAUUGUCUUUUACAGUCCACUAGAGGGCACGCCAUCAAAUGAUCAAAACAACAAAUUGGAAAUGGAAAUGGAAAAAGAAAAAUUGCUAAACAUUCUACUGUGUGUUUGUAUAAGGGCUAAAUGCUAGGUCCUAAUUGUUCUUCAUGGGUCUAAUAGAUUAAUGUGCAAAAGCCGACUGCUAAGAGAAAGUUGUAUACUGAUUGGUGGGCACUGGAAAAAAUAUUAUAUAAAAUGAUACCAUCAAACACUGUCUGAACUCAUAGGAGAUUAAAUCAUUAAAUCAUUUUUUCUUUGUGUGCCUCCCCCUAGAAUAAUGUAGUUAUAAUUUCUGUUUACUAUAUGAUAUAAUAUUUAAUUGCAUUUUACUUAGUUUGCAAUAUUGUCUGAACUUCUAACUAUUAAGCAAUCACCUUUACAAAUAUUUUGGGUAUAUUGCAUCCCGAUCCCUUUCAACUAGUUUGAAACAUAAAGAUGGUGUAAAGAAAAUAGACUUUUUUAAUUUUGGAUUUUGUAAGGCCACUCGUUAUUUUUAUGUUUUAUUUGUUCGGUAGAUUAAACUACCGAACACCGACCACCCUCCUGACUCAUUAUCUACGAAGGGAACUGUUGAUUGAGCGCUCUCCCUGGGUUUCCGCCGUUUGUAUAGCUGAACGCCACGUGGAAGAGAAAAGUGGCCAUCUUGUUUGCACGAAAGGAGGCAGCGGGACUUGGUCGUUGAGUGUCUGGAACUAAAAUCGGACCCUCUACUUCCCGUCGGCUAAAAACAUACGAACGCCUGCUUCCUUUUCAUGAACAGCUAGGAGAGCGCCAUUCGGUAGUUUAGUUCCCAAGAACAAGGGGAACAAUCGCUCUUAUGAGCCAGGGGGCUCUGUUCAUGCUUCCAUUUGUUUAUUUGACUUUCACGAAAUAGACCAACCGAACAUACUGAAUUCAUGGAACUGUUUUGGGCAGGAGCUUCGUGUGCGGUCGGUAAAAUGAGAUUUCCAUACAUUUCGAAAACCCCUGAACCGAUCUGGGUGAUUUUUGAAUAUGUUCCCAGAGCUAUCAGGGGAUAUGUCAUUUAUGGGGAUACCAUGUGUUUUAGGGUUUGUUCCAAGUUUUGGGGGAAAUGUUUUUUCUUGCCUGGAGAUAAUUGGGUCAUCCCUUAGCUUACCUAAUUAUCUCACAGGCAGAGAGGAGGGGAUUAUAUGUUUGCAGUGGGAGUGUUUCACUUUGUCAAGGUAAUACUAUUGGUUGUAACUUUUGUGUCCUGGUGCCCAACAAGGUCUAGGUGAGAGGUCCCCUUGCAUGGGGACUUGCAUAAUAGCCAGUGUGGCAUCAAUAAACCUUCAUUCCUUUUGUACCCUUCAUAAAGUCUAGGCUCAUGUUUGGGUAACGAUCUACUGGCUGGGGAGAACCGUCUUGGAAGAAGCAUUCAUCUGGAACUAUUCAUAACUAAACCCGAACUGCAGCUAUAAUCAGUAAGGCUCAGCAGUUCAGGAGGAAUAGGUGAACAAGGUACCACAACUACCAGCGUUCGUAACAGAUGGCUGCUGGACUCCUCUUUGGUAGACCUUGGUAUCUUGCAAUAAUAAUGUUAACAAUGUUUUAUGUGUAUUUGGUAGUAUUGCAGUAAUGUUUGCAUGGCUUGCCCUUUGAGCAGAUAAAUUCUUGAACACACCCUCUGCCUGUUUAAUUUAGUUUAAUGUUAAAGCUGGAAAUGGAUAUUGAAAAGCAAAUAACAAAGCUGUCCCAUGCUGUUUAAAGUGCGGAUGGGAAAGGUUAUAUUCUUUUUGCAUUUGAUACUUUAGAAAGUCUCAAAUUUUCUUAAUUUUAAUUUUAAUUCAGAUUGAUUUAUUUUGAGUGCUGCGUUCAACAUAUUCCUCCAGUCUGCUCUUUAACAACUACUCGUGUAGCUGGUAAUUGACUAGUAUAAAGUGAUGGUAAUCCAUCAGCUGAAGUGCCAUCAUAUGCCCACUUUGUAAACCAUAUGUAUAACAAGUGCUAUCCUUAACAGGAAAUGGUGACAUACUUUCUUAUGAAGAUUCAAACAGAGCUUUGCAGACUGGUGUUUCAGGAAUCAUGCUGGCCAGGUAAAAAAAGAAAAAAUGGGAUCGCAGUGGAGAGAUCUUCCUGAGUUUUGUGUUUUAACUAAACUAGGCAUCCAUAUGAUAUUAGGCACCAUAUUCACAAAUCAC